GUAGCGUAAACAAAUGUAAAAUUAUUUGUUUUAUUGAUAAAUAAUGAGUGAUUUGUGCAAUGAGCAAGACAUAGGAGAUAAUAUUUAUACGAAUACGUAUAGUUUAUGGGGAAAUUCAAAGUAUUAUGACAUAAAAAACUUGUCGCCGCAAAAUUUCGCGAAUCGUAAUGGCACGAUUGGAAGUGAAAUUGGACAAGAGUUCCGGGCGACGCGAUGGGUACCGAGCAAGCCAGAAGUUGAAGUGAAGAAAGUCCCACCGGAUCCUUUUAAACGACGCACUAUCACGAAGGAGUCGUUAUAUCAAGAUCCUGAUAAAAAUAACAAAAUAAAAGAUGAUUUGAAGACUGCCAAAAAGUCAAGUUCGAAUUUUGACUGGACUCUGGGUUACUGGGAUAAAGCCGCAGAACAACCGGAACAGGAUGGUGGGCAGGGCUCCAGUCGGGGUAAGAAGCAAGUGCUGGGUGGAGCCAAGAUACAGAAGAAGUUGGACAAAAUGCUCGCGAAACCUGUGAAGAUGACCAAGGCAGAGAGCAUGAUGCAGAAGAUGGGUUGGCAGGGAGGAGCUCUCGGAAGGAGUGGGGAUGGCAUCGUGGAGCCCAUUGCCCCAAACGCUGUAUAUUCAUCAACCAAAGUCGGUUUCGGUCAACUCCAACUUUUAAAGCAACCAAAGUCGAAGCAAAUUGAAAAGAAACAGUUUUACGAAACGAACGUCCUCCACAGCGUUUACGAGUUCGUCAAAAACAAUAACGAAAUAGAGUUACUUUUCGAUAAAAGUUUAAGGAGGGAUGAACGGAAGAAAAUACACCAUAUUAUACAGUUCAAGGUUUUAGCCGAUGAUCUAGCGUCGGUGGACUUCGAUAGCACUGCCCAAGUCGAAUUAGUUUUACAAAUAAGCAAUAAUAACUGUUAUUUACUACACACGAAAAGUUCUGGUUCUUAUCCUAACCGCCAACUAUCCCUCUUUAAAAAAGCGCCUGAUCAUGUUUUCCUAAUUGUACCACAAGACCUUAAAAAGACCAAAGAAGGAAAUACUGAAGACAAACCGCUUGAAGUAGACUGUAAAGAAGAUAUAGUACCCGAAACUCCAGAAGACCAAAAAGACCAAAAUCGUCAAAUGGAUCAAGAAUCAGAAGAAUUGGAACCGGAAGAAACAAAUCCAUUCUUAAUAAGCAUUACGAGGAAUUUGAAGAAAAAUACAGAUUCUGAAAUGAAAGAAGAAGUGGAAAUAGCAGAAAUACCGGAGAAUCCGGUAGUCUCAGAAGCGGAGAAGAUUCCAGAAGAGCCGGUUAAUUCGGAAAUGUCCGACGAAGUUAUGAAAUUAAUAUUCGAAUAUUAUAAGAAAUUUAAGGGGAACAGAAGGUAUUCGCAGUUUAAGUUUUUGGGUCCGUUCGACGAGGAAGAAAUAGUUUGCAUCAAUGAGUUCAUCCAGCAAGCGACGAGGUAUUUGAAUAAAGAGCCGUGUCCAUACGCCAGCGUGUUUGAUGACGUGGAGUUUGAGAUAAACGAAGAUUGUACCGGAAACACAGUAAUAUUCAAGAGGCCCGUAUAAAGAAU
This is a messenger RNA of Spodoptera exigua (beet armyworm), 1554 nucleotides long. NCBI's taxonomy places the organism in Eukaryota, Metazoa, Arthropoda, Insecta, Lepidoptera, Noctuidae. The record is from the annotation of a GenBank genome assembly.